CUGCCUGAUGGAGAUGAACCAGGAGGAACUGGCCGACAAACUGUGGGCCGGAUCUGCUGCUGUCGAGUGUCAACAGAAAAUCAAGUCUCAUUUGGAGAAGAAGUUCAGGUGUGUGUUUGAGGGAAUCCCUAAAGCAGGACAGCCAACAUAUCUGAAUGACAUCUACACAGAGAUCUUCAUCACAGAGAGAGGCAGUGGAGAGGUCAACAAGGGACAUGAGGUCAGACUGAUUGAAACCGCUUCCAGGAAACCAGCCAAGGAAGAAACACCAAUCAGAUGUGAGGACAUCUUUAAACCCUUGCCUGGAAAAGAUAAACCAAUCAGGACAAUAAUGACAACGGGAGUGGCCGGCAUUGGUAAAACCGUCUUAACACACAAGUUCACUCUGGACUGGGCUGAAGGCAAAACCAACCAGGACAUACACUUCACAUUUCUCCUCACCUUUAGAGAGCUGAACUUACUGAAAGGGAAAGAGUUUAGCUUGGUGGAACUUCUUCAGCACUUCUUUAUUGAGACCAAAGAAGCAGGAAUCUGCAGAUUCCACCGGUUCCAAGUUGUCUUCAUCUUGGAUGGUCUGGAUGAGUGUCGACAUCCUCUGGACUUCCAGAGAAACCCGAUCUGGACUGAUGUCACAAAGUCCACCUCGGUGGACGUGCUGCUGACAAACCUCAUCAGGGGCGACCUGCUUCCCUCCGCUCGCAUCUGGAUAACCACACGCCCUGCGGCAGCCAAUCAGAUCCCUGCUGAGUGUGUUGAGAUGGUGACAGAGGUGAGAGGGUUCACCGACCCACAGAAGGAGGAUUACUUCAGGAAUAGAUUCAAAGACGAGACGCUGGCCAGCACAAUCAUCUCCCACGUCAAGAAAUCACGAAGCCUCCACAUCAUGUGUCACAUCCCAGUCUUCUGUUGGAUCACUGCUACAGUUCUGGAGGACUUCUUCAAAACAUCCCAGAAAGUAGAAGAGAUGCCCAAGACUGUGACUCAGAUGUACAGCCACUUCCUGAGGGUUCAGUCCAUACAGGGGGACAGGAAGUACCAUUGGAGAGCUGAAACAGAUCCAGACUUGAGUUCAGAGAGCAGGGAGAUGAUUGUUACUCUGGGAAAACUGGCUUUUAACCAGCUGGAGAAAGGCAACCUGAUCUUCUACGAGUCAGACCUGACAGAGUGUGACAUCGAUAUCAGAGCAGCCUCAGUGUACUCAGGAGUGUUCACCCAGAUCUUUAUAGAGGAGUGUGGGCUGUACCAGGACAAGGUGUUCUGCUUUGUCCAUCUGAGCCUCCAGGAGUUUCUGGCUGCCCUUUAUGUCUUCUGGUCCUUUAUCAACACUGGGGUCAAUCUGCUCAAAGAAGAACACUACGAUGAAGAUGAACUCAUCUCCAAUGAAGAUGAACACAUCCUCUUCUAUCAGAGUGCCGUGGACAAGGCCUUACAGAGUAAGAACGGACACCUGGACUUGUUCCUCCGCUUCCUCCUGGGCCUCUCUCUGGAGACCAAUCAGAUUGUCCUACGAGGUCUACUGGGAAAGACAAGAAGUAGCUCACAAACCAAGAAGAAAGCAGUGUCUUACAUCAAGAAGAAGUUAGGUGGUAAUCUCUCUCCAGAGAGAAGCAUCAAUCUGUUCCACUGUCUGAAUGAGCUGAACGACUGUUCUCUAGUGGAGGAGAUCCAGCAGUCCCUGACAUCAGGAAGUCUCUUCGAAACAGACGUCUCUCCUGCUCAGUGGUCAGCUCUGGUCUUCAUCUUACUGUCAUCAGAAGAGGAGCUGGACGUGUUUGACCUGAAGAAAUACUCAGCUUCAGAGGAGGGUCUUCUGAGGCUGCUGCCAGUGAUUGAAGCCUCCAAAAGAUCUCUGAUGAUUGGCUGUCAUCUGUCAGAGACAUGCUGUGAAGAUCUGGCCUCAGUUCUCAGCUCCAACUCCUCUAGUCUGAGAGAGCUGGAUCUGAGUACCAACGAUCUGCAGGAUUCAGGAGUGAAGCUGCUCUCUGCUGGACUGGGGAGUCCACACUGUACACUGGAAACUCUCAGCUUGUCCGGCUGCCUGGUCACACAGGAAGGCUGUGCUUCUCUGGCCUCAGCUCUGAGCUCCAACCCCUCCCAUCUGAGAGAGCUGGACCUGAGCUACAAUCACCCAGGAGACUCUGGAGCUGCGCUGCUCUCUGCUGGACUGGAGGAUCCACGCUGGAGACUGGAC
Messenger RNA from Gadus morhua (Atlantic cod), 2191 nucleotides. Its product is annotated as NLR family CARD domain-containing protein 3-like. The transcript has 5 exons. Gene Ontology annotation, molecular function: protein binding. The annotation marks the transcript as partial. The record is from RefSeq and is a predicted model, not a curated record. NCBI's taxonomy places the organism in Eukaryota, Metazoa, Chordata, Actinopteri, Gadiformes, Gadidae.